Messenger RNA from Suncus etruscus (white-toothed pygmy shrew), 1602 nucleotides. RefSeq names its product RNA binding motif protein 46 (gene RBM46). The coding region runs from base 1 to 1602 and encodes 533 amino acids. The record is from RefSeq and is a predicted model, not a curated record. The transcript is spliced from 4 exons. Gene Ontology annotation, molecular function: mRNA binding. NCBI's taxonomy places the organism in Eukaryota, Metazoa, Chordata, Mammalia, Eulipotyphla, Soricidae. Gene Ontology annotation, cellular component: nucleus.
AUGAAUGAAGAAAAUAUAGAUGGGACAAAUGGAUGUAAUAAAGUUCGAACUGGUACUCAAAAUGAAGCAGCUUUACUUGCUUUGAUGGAAAAGACUGGUUACAGCAUGGUUCAAGAAAAUGGGCAAAGGAAAUUUGGUGGUCCUCCUCCAGGUUGGGAAGGCCCACCCCCACCUAGGGGUUGUGAAGUUUUUGUAGGAAAAAUACCUCGUGAUAUGUAUGAAGAUGAAUUAGUUCCUGUAUUUGAAAGAGCUGGGAAGAUAUAUGAAUUUCGCCUUAUGAUGGAAUUUAGUGGUGAAAAUCGAGGUUAUGCUUUUGUGAUGUAUACUACUAAAGAAGAAGCACAGUUGGCCAUCAGAAUUCUUAAUAAUUAUGAGAUUCGACCAGGAAAGUUUAUUGGUGUAUGUGUAAGCUUAGAUAAUUGCAGAUUAUUUAUUGGAGCUAUUCCCAAGGAAAAGAAGAAGGAAGAAAUUUUGGAUGAAAUGAAGAAAGUUACAGAAGGAGUUGUAGAUGUUAUUGUUUAUCCAAGUGCAACUGAUAAGACAAAAAAUCGUGGUUUUGCUUUUGUUGAAUAUGAAUCUCAUAGAGCUGCUGCUAUGGCCAGGAGAAAACUAAUUCCAGGAACAUUCCAGCUGUGGGGCCAUACCAUUCAAGUUGAUUGGGCUGACCCAGAGAAAGAGGUGGAUGAGGAAACCAUGCAGAGAGUUAAAGUUCUCUAUGUAAGAAAUUUAAUGAUCUCAACUACAGAGGAAACAAUUAAAGCAGAAUUCAAUAAAUUCAAACCUAGUGCAGUUGAAAGAGUAAAGAAACUUAGAGAUUAUGCAUUUGUCCACUUUUUCAACCGAGAAGAUGCUGUGGCUGCUAUGUCUGUUAUGAAUGGAAAGUGCAUUGAUGGAGCAAGUAUUGAAGUAACCCUGGCAAAGCCAGUAAAUAAAGAAAAUACUUGGAGGCAGCAUCUUAAUGGUCAGAUUAGCCCAAAUUCUGAAAACCUGAUUGUGUUUGCUAAUAAAGAAGAGAGCCACCCCAAAACUCUAGGCAAACCUCCUACUCUGCCAGCUCGUCUUAACGGUCAGCAUAGUCCAAGCCCUCCUGAAAUUGAAAGAUGCACAUACCCAUUUUUUCCUGGAAUAAAGCUUACUCCAAUUAGUAUGUAUUCAUUAAAAUCCAAUCAUUUCAAUUCUGCAGUAAUGCAUCUAGAUUAUUACUGCAACAAAAAUAAUUGGGCACCACCAGAAUAUUAUUUAUAUUCAACAACAAGUCAAGAUGGGAAAGUACUCUUGGUAUAUAAAGUAGUUAUUCCUGCUAUUGCAAAUGGCACCCAGAGUUACUUCAUGCCAGACAAACUCUGUACUACAUUAGAAGAUGCAAAGGAACUAGCAGCCCAGUUCACAUUACUUCAUUUGGACAGCAAUUUCCGUCGCAGCUCAAUAAAUAGUCUUUCCCCUGUUAGUGCCACCCUCUCUUCUGGGACUCCCAGCGUGCUUCCUUAUACUUCAAGGCCUUAUUCUUAUCCAGGCUAUCCCUUGUCACCAUCAAUAUCACUUGUUAAUGGCAGCCAUAUUGGACAGCGACUAUAUAUCUCCAAUCAGGCCUCAUUCUUCUGA